AUGUUCCCACCUGGCAAGAAUGCUGAGGCUCGCAAACUCUCCGAUACCAUCAAAGGCUCCGGCGGGUCCCUCGUGGGCGUCCCAGACAACUUGGUCGACCUGGUUUGGGGAGAAAGCCGUCCUCCCCGCCCAAGUGAACCAGUCAGGGCUCAUCCUCUUGAAUAUACGGGGAAGUCUUUCGAGGAUAAGGUCGAAGACUUGCGCAAGGAACUGUCCAAAAAGAAAAAGGCCGGCAUGAUCAUUUCCAUGCUUGAUGAAGUGGCCUGGCUUUUGAACCUGCGAGGUGCCGAUAUCCCAUUUAACCCGGUUUUCUUUGCAUAUGCCGUCGUCACUCACUCCGCCGUCGAGCUCUACAUUGAUUCAUCCAAAUUAACACCAGAGGCCAAGGCGCACUUGGGCGACAAGGUCGUUUUGAAGCCUUACGAAUCUAUUUUCGAUUCCGCCAAAUUGCUGAGCCAGUCUCUGGCUACCAGCGACGACAACUCCCCUUCAAAAUUCUUGUUAUCGGACAAGGCAUCUUGGUCUCUCAACUUGGCUCUGGGCGGUGAGGAGAAGGUUGAGGAGGCGCGUAGCCCCAUCGCAGAUUCUAAAGCUGUCAAGAAUGCUGUCGAGCUUGAAGGAAUGAGGGCUUGUCAUAUCCGUGACGGAGCCGCUCUAACAGAAUAUUUUGCCUGGCUGGAAAACGAGCUGGUCAACAAGAAAACUGUUCUCAGCGAGGUCGAUGCAUCUGACAAACUAGCGGAUAUUCGCUCAAAACACAAGCACUUUGUUGGCCUGUCCUUUGACACUAUUUCUUCCACAGGCCCCAACGCUGCUGUCAUCCAUUACAGGGCAGAAAGAGGCAAUUGUCCCAACGUUGACCCCAAUGCUAUUUACCUUUGUGAUUCUGGCGGCCAGUAUCUCGACGGAACAACUGACACGACGCGUACUCUUCAUUUUGGAUCACCCACUGAAAUGGAGAAGAAGGCGUAUACGCUGGUUCUGAAGGGCAUGAUCAGCAUUGAUACUGCAAUCUUCCCUAAGGGAACUACCGGAUACGCAAUAGAUGCGUUUGCUAGACAACACCUGUGGCGAUAUGGUUUGGAUUAUCUGCAUGGUACCGGUCAUGGAAUUGGCUCGCAUCUGAAUGUCCACGAGGGUCCUAUGGGUAUCGGUACACGCGUCCAGUAUGCUGAAGUACCCAUUGGCCCAGGCAAUGUGUUAUCAGAUGAACCCGGUUACUAUGAAGAUGGCAAUUUUGGAAUUCGAAUUGAGAGUAUGAUGUCCUCUUCCCUUGCAUACUAG
Messenger RNA from Uncinocarpus reesii 1704, 1284 nucleotides. RefSeq lists its product as uncharacterized. NCBI's taxonomy places the organism in Eukaryota, Fungi, Ascomycota, Eurotiomycetes, Onygenales, Onygenaceae. Gene Ontology annotation, molecular function: metalloaminopeptidase activity. The record is from RefSeq and is a predicted model, not a curated record. The transcript has 6 exons. The coding region runs from base 1 to 1284 and encodes 427 amino acids.